Xenopus laevis (African clawed frog) is the source of this 4127-nucleotide messenger RNA. RefSeq names its product solute carrier family 66 member 2, gene 1 L homeolog (gene slc66a2.L). Gene Ontology annotation, biological process: retrograde transport, endosome to Golgi; phospholipid translocation. The record is from RefSeq and is marked provisional. Lineage: Eukaryota; Metazoa; Chordata; Amphibia; Anura; Pipidae. Gene Ontology annotation, cellular component: cytosol; membrane; endosome.
GAACGGGAGCACGGUAGCAGCAGGCUUUGAACAUGGAAUUUGUGAAACCUCUAACAAUCUCUAUGAGUCUGGAAUGGGCAUAGCAAUUCUGAAUCUCUCUGUAGCAAGCUGGACCAAGUUAUCUUUCUGAAGAGGCAAACACUGUCAGAAAUGGAGAGAGAAGGCCUGGAAUGGAUUGGGGGUUUUCUGCGUAUGCUGGUUUCCUGGGGUGCUUCCUGUGCCAUGAUCUUUGGGGGUGUAGUUCCAUAUAUACCCCAAUACAGGGAUAUCAGAAGGACGCAGAAUGCAGAAGGAUUCUCCAUUUAUGUUUGUCUUAUGCUGCUAAUAGCCAAUAUACUGCGAAUACUGUUCUGGUUUGGACACCACUUUGAAUCACCUCUCCUUUGGCAAAGUAUUAUAAUGAUUGUUACAAUGUUGCUUAUGUUGAAGUUGUGUACAGAAGUGCGUGUGGCAAAUGAGCUGAACCCAAAGCGGCGAUCAUUCACAGAUUUUGAUACAGCUUUCUUUUGGCACUGGACCAGAUUCAUAGACUUUAUACAGUGUGUUCUGGCCUUCACCGGUGUGACAGGAUACAUCACUUAUCUCCUCCUAGACUCUCCACUUUUUGUAGAGAUAUUGGGCUUCCUUGCUGUUUUCACCGAGGCCUUGCUUGGUGUUCCUCAGCUUUACAGAAAUCAUCAGAACUACUCCACUGAGGGAAUGAGCAUCAAAAUGGUACUGAUGUGGACAAGCGGGGACACCUUCAAGAGUGCGUACUUUGUUCUAAACCAGGCUCCGUUCCAGUUCUCCAUCUGCGGCCUGUUGCAGGUCUUUGUAGACAUUGCCAUCUUGCUCCAAGUGUACUUAUACAGUGCCUACCCCCAGAAGCCAGUAUCACACGCUACUAGUGCCAAAGCUCUCUAAUUAACAGACAAAAGUGCUCCCCAUGUAAUUCUACCUGAUGGUGUCAGUACCAGUAAUCCAUGUAUCUUAUGCUGGGUCUACCUGUAUUCCUGCAGCUCAUUCAUAUACUGCAGUGUUCUCCACUAUUUUAUAUAAACCGUUACUCUGCCUCAUCCGUAAAGCAUGUCUCUCCCGCAAAGCCAAUGCACGUGUUUUGUAUUCUGUACUACGGACCAACUUGUGUAUUGUACGUAUAAUAGACUUUUUUGAUUGUAGGGUUAAACAAGAACUCAAGAAGUGGACAAAAUAUGCUGAUUUAAUGAUCUAUGGCCUCUGUAACAUUUUGCUUAUUUUUCUCUCUGCUCCCAAGAAUAUUUCUGUUUUUGUGGAUUCUUCCUUCAAGUGUGGGUCCGCUAGGGGUGCACCUAAUCCAAGUUUUGGUUGAAUCCUUCAAUUUUUUUAUGGAAGAUUCGUUUGGGUUUAAGUGUUAUGAUUCAGCCAGCUACAUCUGAAACCUUGUCUUUAUGUGCCUUCCCCAAACUGAACGCAAUAAAGCCUAUAUAAUAAUGCAUAGUGAUAAAGAAGAGAUUUGGUGCCUAGUGUAGUCACAAAAAGGACUAUUAAAGUGAUACUGACACUAAAAAACUACUUUUUAAAAUAUGACUGUACAUUAAAAGUUACCUAUAGGUCAUGUUUUUUUUUUUUUUUGCUUAAAGGUUUGUUUUUGUAAGUAAUUGUUAGUUGAAGUUCCUAAACCUGACUGUUUUGCCAACCUGACUGUCCCAUCUCAGUCUGUCAGUUAACAUUUCUAAUGCUAACAGACUCCUGCUGCACAAAUAUGGCAGCCCCCUCAUAGAGGAACACAGGUAGUCAGAUAGGUAAUGAAAAAGUAUUGGACAUGCAAAGAAAAUUUUAUGGUAGAUGUAAAAAAGGUUUCAUUUCUGUUGUUAGUAUCUCUUUAACGUUAUGGGGUAUAUUUGUUAAAAAGUGAAGUUAGAGAUUGCCACAGUCCGCUAGAGUGAAAUACCGCCUCUCUCCAUUCAUUUUUAUUGAAUUUUUAAAGGCGUAUUUAUCAAAUGGUGAACUUUCACUUUCACCCUUUCCUAAAUACGCCUUUAAAAAUCCCAUAGAAAUGAAUGGAGAGAGGCGGUAUUUCACUCUAGCGGACUGUGGCAAUCUCUAACUUCACUCUCUGAUAAACACAUCCCUAAGGGUAGGACUACACAGACAUUUUCGGCAUGAUCCGAUGCGCUGCAACAAAACACUGGCGACAAAUCACAUGAGACCAAAAUUAAGAGCUAGAAAUGUCGUAUGAAGUUGGAGCGUUGAUCCAACCCGCCACGACUGUCGGAUGCAGACGCAGCGUCUGCAUCAGACAGUCGUGUUGCGUUGCAUCAGAUCAAUGCUGUGAAGUCCCAGGGGCUCAGUUAGAAAGACGAGGCAAUUCUGCAUUUGUGCAUCACAACCAAUAAGAGAUCUGGUCUCAUUAUCCUAUCUCAAGCACGAUGAUCAAGGCUAAUUGUGAUCCAAUGCUGUGGGUUAUUGCACAGAUUAGACAAGCCCCAUACAGUCAUUUGUACACACAAGGAGUUGAAGGUGAUACUCUGCUUGAAUAUGACAGUGAUAUCUUGGCCAGCCUUGCGGCUUUUAAUUUUUACUGUGUAAAUUUUAGUCACUUUUAUGACUUGUCAGUCCAUAAAUUGUGUCUUGCCCACAUGUCAUUAGCAGGUGUCAUAUCUAACGGGUUUUGUCCCAUAGGAGACAAUCACUACAACCUUCACUAGGCUGAAAAUCUCCCAUUGGGAAGCUGCGUGUGAACAUGAAUCAUUCCAAGUUUGUCUAAAACACUCAGCUUUAUGAACAACAAUCAGCUUGAUAUUUGCCACUUGUAAUGGGUUUUAAUCUAUGCAAUGUGUUCUGUACAUGCCCCCCAGCAGAGGAACAACUAUCUCAUUGUUACAUGACUAUCGUACUUCAUUCAUUUCUAAUCAAAUCAUUGCUUCCCUUCAUGCAAAGGCCUCUCUGCUGUGGAUUCCUUACCCAAAGUUCCAAGAAUAGAUAGAGUGAACCCAAAUUAGCAAAUGCAGGGCUGUGACCUAUAAUAAGAAUACUUCUCAAUCAUUGCUUUUUUUUUAUCCUUUCUAAUAAAGUCCAUUCUGCAGCCGUAAUUUCCCAUUUUCAUGCCUCGCUGGGGUGACUUAUGAUGCAGAUUUCAUCUCUGAUUAGUCCGGCUUCUUACUCGUGCCUCGUGUUAUUUAUAUGCUCUGAAUGUUGCUGACUCACUACAGAAAAUGUUUUACAAACAGCUAUUUAUUGAGAUCAGGCACAGGCAAUGGUCUGAGCUCUCACAGCUGCACAACUCUCCAGCAGAGCAGGAUUGGCAGGGAAUUCUGGGAGUUGUAGUUCAGCAGCAGUGGCUGGCUUACUGACAAUUGCCUAUCCCUGACUUUAAAUGAAUAUUAAAUACAGAUAUGCCAUUGCACACAGCUUUUGCAUGCUGUUACAUAUAGUAUCUAGAAAAGCACCUAUUGUGUGUGUGUAUACAUAUACAUAUAUACACACAUACACAUUUAGCUACUGUAUUGAUUAUUAUAAGACAGAUAUAUUUAUCUAGCAUUGAUUUUUAUUGAUAAAUCAACUUGUAUGUGUAAAUUAAGCAGUAUUUGCAUGUUGUAUUUGUGUUCCCCUUUCUGUAUUAGCUUCUUUAUUAUAUGUGCAUAUUUUAUACACUAUAUAUAUAUAUAUAUAUAUAUAUAUAUAUAUGUAUGUGUAUAUAUAUAUAUAUGUAUGUAUGUAUAUAUAUAUAGUUAUAUGUACAACAUAUGGCAUCUAUUUGUCUGUAUAUGGGUUUAGUGGUUUUAAAUAACUCUGUUCAAUGUAUUGCCACAAAUGUGUUUUUUUGUUUUAAAUCUAUUUUCAAUACUUUUUUAGAAGCUUGAUUAUGAAUUAAUAUGGUUGGGAUACUACAGGGAAAUUGGUGAACUACACUUUCAAAGAACUGACUGUUGUAGUUGCGCAACCACACAACUGGCACAGGAGAGCCCUUAUUGGCUCACUUUGUAAGUGUGUUACCCUUGCAGGGUAGGUUGCAGCUGGUGUUUAAUUGUGUACCCUGCUGGAGUAAAGUUUUGUGCAAUUUUUUUCUUUGUGUUAUUGAUUACAGCCAUAAUUGUUUUUUUAGGGCAGAAUUUUAUAAUUUCCUCAAAUUAUUUUCAAAGAAAAUAAUAAAAUCUGACUUUUACGUA